UUUUUCAGACAUCCUUUGUGUUCUGGAAUCGGCUGAUAUUUGACGCAGGUGUUCUUCAAAAUCCUGUCCGUUGUCAUGCACUUGAAUCUUAUCCAACUCAUCAAGGGUUGAAUUUUGACAUGGAAACGGCGAAUUCAGACCUACAACGCGUGUUUGCCAUGUUUGAUCGCAACGGCGACGGGAAGAUAUCAAGGAAAGAGCUGAGCGAAUCGCUGGAGAGCCUGGGGAUCCACAUUCCGGAGAAGGAGCUCGGGCAGAUGAUGAAAACAAUCGACACCAACGGCGACGGAUACGUCGAUAUAGAGGAGUUCGGAAUUCUCUACGCGACGGUUAUGGAGGACGACCAGAACGGCGACGAGGAAAGCGACAUGCUGGAGGCGUUCAAUGUCUUCGACCAGAACCGCGACGGAUACAUCACGGUGGAGGAGCUACGCUCUGUGUUGUCGUCGCUGGGGUUAAAACAGGGGCAUUCGCUGGAGGAUUGCAAGCAGAUGAUCACCAGAGUCGACGUCGACGGCGACGGUAGGGUUAAUUUCGACGAGUUCCGGCAGAUGAUGAAAGGCGGCGGAUUCGCCGCGUUGAGCUCGUGAUGUUAAACAGCGAACUGUUCCUCAGAUAAGCCUUUCUUCUUUGAAUUUCUACGGUUUUCAUUCCAAUUAGGUUCGAGAAGAAAUGAAGAAUUUUCAUUUGUGCAGUGGAUACGUAUAACUGCUGUACAUACAUACGAUACCUUGGA
Andrographis paniculata is the source of this 736-nucleotide messenger RNA. RefSeq names its product calmodulin-like protein 3. The record is from RefSeq and is a predicted model, not a curated record. Gene Ontology annotation, molecular function: calcium ion binding. The coding region runs from base 120 to 590 and encodes 156 amino acids. The transcript is spliced from 2 exons. NCBI's taxonomy places the organism in Eukaryota, Viridiplantae, Streptophyta, Magnoliopsida, Lamiales, Acanthaceae.